This is a messenger RNA of Siniperca chuatsi (mandarin fish), 1202 nucleotides long. RefSeq names its product thymosin beta-12. Gene Ontology annotation, biological process: actin filament organization; regulation of cell migration. The record is from RefSeq and is a predicted model, not a curated record. Gene Ontology annotation, cellular component: cytoplasm. The transcript has 3 exons. The coding region runs from base 170 to 304 and encodes 44 amino acids. Gene Ontology annotation, molecular function: actin monomer binding. NCBI's taxonomy places the organism in Eukaryota, Metazoa, Chordata, Actinopteri, Centrarchiformes, Sinipercidae.
UUUGGGCCUCUCCAGCAGGGGGAUACGGAGGACGGGAGCUGGUGAUGUCAGAUGUCAUUAGCAUAUUUCUGACUAUAUCUGAUGCUUGCGCGAGGACGCGCCAUUACUGCUGCAGCGCACUGACCAGAGAUCUUCCAGCCAACAGCCGAAACUCUGACCCUCUGCAACAAUGAGCGACAAGCCCGACAUUUCAGAAGUGACCAGCUUCGACAAGACCAAGCUGAAGAAGACAGAGACGCAGGAGAAGAAUCCCCUGCCUACAAAAGAGGUGAUCGAACAGGAGAAGGCGUCGGAGACAUCGUGAAGCCCCUCCCUCCCGUCAUGCACUGUACACCCCCCUUCUCCCGCAUUGCCUUGUUUUCAGUCACUUCUCUUAGCUGUAUAACUUUGUAACCGAAAUUAUGAAACGACAACAAUAACCAAGCUGCACAGCCUGUGGACGGAUGAUGCCUUCGCCAGUGCAGUCGGCCCCGUCCCCUCAACAAAUAGGUCUGCCACAUUAAACACCUUCAUGCUCGUCUUCCUGUCCGCGGAGAUGAGGAGGAUUAGUCUGAGUCGGAGGGGUGGGGGCUGGACUGCAGGAGGUGCGCGUCUCUUCUUCAACACCACCUUAACUACCAUCGACGUGCGGCGCAGAGGCCUAAGGGACGGGGCGUGGCCUGCUUCCCAGGAAGCUCAUCAGCGUCUCACCACCGACACCCAACUUCCUGUGUGGCUGCUUUUGCGCCAAAGCUGAGGCGUCGAGCUUUUUUUUUUUUGGUUUGUUUUUUUUUUUUGAUUUUUCGUCUUCUAAUUUUCGGAAAUGCACAACUUUGUUUGUAUGCUGGCCAAAAUGUAAAUGCCCCAAAAAUGGAUACUGUUGUCUAUCACAAUGUUUUCUUUUUGUAUGUACACGAGGAUAAAAUGUAACUGAUUCCAUCUAGAUCUGGGAGAUGCUCAAAUGGACCUUAUUUACGGUUAAAUUGUAACGCCCUUUUGUCAAGAGUGAUUCGGGAUAGCUUUUGUGUUACAAUCUGUCUCUGAAUUGUCUCAAAUGAGGAAACGGUUAAAAAAAAUACCGGUAAAUUGAUUCCAUGUGUUUGCUUUCAACAGUAGAUCAAAAUUCUUUGGAGUUCCAGCAAUCAUGUUACUCUGCCACACACCAUUACCAGAAAUGGAAAACCGUGAAAUGUUGUAAUAAAAAAGGAUUUGUUACUAAAGAA